ACCAACCUCGAGAUCACUGUUAACAUAACCGUCAACGUAUCUGUCAAAAUUGCCAUUAAAAUCACCAUAAUCAUGAUCCUCCUUCCAUUCCUUUUCCUCCUCCUUAUCUUUUGUCUCGUAUUUACUUGAGUGUCUUUGUUCACCGUUUUAUUGUUUAAAUUUAAAAAAACUGAUUCCUAUCAAAGCAGAGCAAAAAUAAAAGCUAAAAUCAUUAGAGUGGUUAAAAAUUUUCUUCUUCACAGUCUUUCUUUUUCUCUCUCAUUUCUUAUCUUGUCUUAAGCUUACCAAAAUGUUACCAGUUCAAUAUUUGAGUCACCUAAAAGGAUCAAGCGGGAGAAGCAAUCACCAGAUCAACUUCAUAUCAUAAGUGAUCCUUACAUCAAUCCGACUAAUAAAACGGACUCAAAAUACCAUGAAUUCAUCUGCAGUGAAAAAAAGUAAUUUCAGCAAGUUUAUACUGAUCAACCUUUUAUCCAACCUUAAACUUCAAUUACUUUUACUACUUUUACCAAUAAAGCUGAUUACCUGUUUACCUGCGUCAUCGACCUUUGUCACAUCAAAUGUUAAUCACCAUAAGAACCAUGUCAACUAUGGUUUAAAGAAAUACAAGUCAACCUUAAUUGGUCAAGAUAAACCAAAUGUCUCUUCAUAUUGGUUACUUUCACCCUCUCCGUCUGCUUCCGCACCAUGGACUUCAUUUGUUGCCUUAGGAUCAGAAGAGGUUAAAAAUAUUGCAAUCAAUGAGCCACCAUCAUCUUCAGUAUCAAUAUCACCAUCAACGGAAGAUCUAAGUUCAUCAUCUUCAAGAAAUGAAACUGUUAAUCUCUAUUCAUCCAUCGGAAGACCAUUAACCUCAUCUUUCCGGACAAACAUUUAUCGUUGUGAUAAAACAUUAGCCAUAAUUGACUAUAUUGAUGAAAAUCGUAUCUUUCGAUGUGAAUUGUUUGAUCUAGAGAAAAGAUUGGACGAAGCUAAAGAUGCAGCCUCACAACGACGUGUACCAAUUGUUAAUGUUUCAUUUUCAUUUUUACAAAAUUUAAUCUCUCGUUGCCAAGAUUUAGAAAGGUUUAACAUCCAAAAUGGACCUACAGCAAUGAACCUUCAAUCAGACGAUCAAUCAGAAGCCAAUCGAGGUAAUUCAACUGACUCGAUCUAUGGUUUUUGGAGAGGCAUUAUUCCAGGUACCAAAUGGUGUGGACCUGGUGACAUAGCCAAGGAUUAUUUUGAUGUUGGUCAAAUCUGGGAAAUCGAUCUGUGUUGUCGAGCUCAUGAUCAUUGUCCUUAUCGUUUAAAAGCUUUCCGCACUGACUAUGGUUUAAUUAAUUUAGCUUUUUAUACAAGAUCCCAUUGUGAAUGUGAUGAAGAGUUUCAUCGAUGCUUGAAAAAAAGCAACACCAAUUUAGGAUCAACACUGGGAAAUAUUUACUUCAAUGUAAUGCAAGUUCAAUGUUUCAAAGAGGAAGAAGAAACUAGCUGUGUCCGUUCAAGAUUCAAUUCCAAUGGGCAAAAAGAGUGCAUAUCUUAUGCACCUAAUGGCAAUCGAAAAAUGAUCUUCAGUCAACCCAAACCUUACAACUAGAUUCAUUAUCUUAUCGAAAGGUUGAUUUGCUCAUAAUUAGUUGUUUCAUUUUCCGGGAAUCUCAUCAGAUAAUCAACAAACUAAUUAUAAUUCUCAUUGACUCAAUGAUUCAGUCCGGGUUAAUCAGUUUAGUCCAAGACUAGUAAACUCAUUGUUUAACAAUUAAACCCUGAAAACUGGUCAUUGAGUGUUUGUUAUAAACUGUGAUGCAUAGCAUUAAAGACACUCAUGAAUUCGUAUUUAUUCACGAUAAUGUUGAUUAUUUUUAUUCAGUGAUUCUUGAAGUCCACGGUGUCCUUAAUGCUAUGCAUCACAGUCACUCCAACUGUAUGCAAAUCAGUUAAAAUGAUUGCUUUUAAAUUAACACAAAAUUGAAAAUGUUUUGAUAUUAAAGAAAGUCAAUUUUCAUCCGUAUUGUAUUAUGUUUCAACAGCUGUAAAGAAUUGAUUUGGAGUAACCUGAACAUCUCCAAAUAAAUUUCAAACAAGUUCAUUCAUCAGA
Tetranychus urticae (two-spotted spider mite) is the source of this 2080-nucleotide messenger RNA. RefSeq lists its product as uncharacterized. Gene Ontology annotation, biological process: phospholipid metabolic process; arachidonate secretion. The record is from RefSeq and is a predicted model, not a curated record. Gene Ontology annotation, molecular function: A2-type glycerophospholipase activity. NCBI's taxonomy places the organism in Eukaryota, Metazoa, Arthropoda, Arachnida, Trombidiformes, Tetranychidae.